GCCCAACCAACUCCGUCCUCCGCACGUCGAACUGCGACCGCUUCUGCGUGCGGAUGGUUCGGCCCGGUUCAAGUUUGGCAACAGCUCGGUGCUGGCCGCCGUCUUCGGACCGCGAGAGCCGCGCAGCCGCGCGCGCGAGGUCUUUGACAGAGCGACGUUGGACGUAGUCGUGCGACCUCGGACAGGCAUCCCGGGUCCAGCUCCGAGCCCGAUCUCUGGGACCUUUGGCCAUCUCCAGGCCGAGCGGCAGCUGGAGGCGUACCUGGCCCGGCAGUUGGACCACGUCAUCGUUCACACAGACUACCCACGGACCCAGAUAUCUGUGGUUGUGCAAAUUGCUUGCUCUGAUGGCGCCACGGCCGCGGCAGCUGGAAAUGCUGCUUUCCUGGCCUUACUAGAUGCAGGCGUGGCAAUGCGUGCAACCGCCCUGAGCGUGAGCGUCGCCGUGCGCAGUGGCACGACCCCGAUCCUACUACUGGACCCUACAGAGGUGGAGGAGACCGGCUGUGAUGCUUUGAUCACCGUGGCCGUUGAUGGCAGCCGUGGGCAAAUGGUCUCCUGCAUUUCAGGCGGAAUUCCACUCGAUGCCCCCACGUGGGCGAGCUGCCUAGAAGCUGCCACGAAGUCGUGCAAAGUUCUCGAGGCCUUCAUCCGCAUGAGCCUGCAGAAGCGGCUUGAGACCUUCCUAAAACCUGGCUGA
Symbiodinium sp. CCMP2456 is the source of this 700-nucleotide messenger RNA. Lineage: Eukaryota; Dinophyceae; Suessiales; Symbiodiniaceae. The record is from the annotation of a GenBank genome assembly.